This is a messenger RNA of Onychostoma macrolepis, 6255 nucleotides long. It is a transcript of the gene cckbra, whose product is annotated as cholecystokinin B receptor a. Gene Ontology annotation, biological process: neuropeptide signaling pathway. Bases 203 to 1531 code for a protein of 442 amino acids. Gene Ontology annotation, cellular component: membrane. Gene Ontology annotation, molecular function: neuropeptide receptor activity; gastrin receptor activity. NCBI's taxonomy places the organism in Eukaryota, Metazoa, Chordata, Actinopteri, Cypriniformes, Cyprinidae. The record is from RefSeq and is a predicted model, not a curated record. The transcript has 5 exons.
ACAGUUUCACGCGCACAGGCAUUCUCUCACAGACGCGCGCGCAGAUGCGGGCAAUGGGUGCGCAGAAUAUUUUAGCGCGUAUUAAUAUAUAACCUUUAAAUGCGUAUAAGCCUUUCUUAAAAUAUACUCUAAGUGCAAUAUCGUUAAUAAACAGUUUUAAAUUGGUUUAGAAACCUAUAUUCCUACCGAUUCUCGCGGGGCAAUGGAUUUACAGAAAAUGAAUGAAACUCAGAUCCCGUUUUGGGGAUGUUCAAGAACUCCAGACAAUUCGAGCUUGAACAGCUCAGCGUUGGAAGUUAACGCCACCUGUAGCAAUGCGUCAAUAAUUCAGAAAUUCAAACCCACACGACCAAAAGAAAUGGACUCAGUGAGGAUUAUUCUUUACUCACUUGUCUUUCUCCUGAGUGUUUUUGGGAACCUGCUGAUCAUUGUGGUCCUAAUAGUAAACAAGAGAAUGCGGACCGUCACCAACUCCUUCCUGCUCUCGCUGGCUGUUAGUGAUCUCAUGAUGGCCAUCUUCUGCAUGCCCUUUAAUCUCAUCCCCAGCCUGCUGGAGGACUUCAUCUUUGGAGCAGCAAUGUGCAAGACAGUCGCCUAUUUCAUGGGUAUAUCUGUCAGCAUCUCCACCUUCAGUCUGGUGGCCAUUGCCAUUGAAAGAUACAGUGCCAUUUGCAACCCGCUGAAGUCCAGGGCAUGGCAGACCCGUUCUCAUGCCUACAAGGUCAUCGCUGCCACAUGGGCACUAUCUGUGGGUAUCAUGGUGCCCUAUCCUGUGUUUAGUAUACUGGUGCCAUUCAACAAGCCAAACAACAUCACGGCUCACAUGUGCAGGCUUGACUGGCCCAUCAGCCAGGUGGAACAGAGUUGGUACGUCUUGUUGCUCUUAAUUCUAUUCUUCAUCCCAGGUCUGGUGAUGAUAAUCGCCUACGGUCUCAUAUCCAGAGAACUUUACAGAGGGAUUCAGUUUGAAAUGGAGCAGAAGAAAGAAUCUAGUGGUGUAAAGAAUGGGUUGAAUGGAGCACUGUCUUCUGGCCAUGAUGAGAGCGAUGGAUGUUAUAUCCAAGUCCCAAAGAAGCCCCCUGCUAUGGAACUUUCUGCUCUGACCACCUCUGGCACGGUCAAGGCAGACCGUCCACGGAGCAACACCUCAGAGGCAAAGCUCAUUGCCAAAAAACGAGUGAUCCGAAUGCUGAUCAUUAUAGUUGCCAUGUUCUUCAUAUGCUGGAUGCCUCUAUACUCUGCCAACACCUGGAAGGCUUUCGACCAAAAGUCAGCCCAGCGUGCACUUUCCGGAGCUCCCAUCUCCUUCAUUCAGCUGCUGUCCUAUACCUCAGCUUGCGUCAACCCCAUCAUCUACUGCUUCAUGAACACCCGCUUCCGGAAGGCUCUCUUGGCCACCUUUGGGUGUUGCAGGCGCCCGUGCCUCAACCGGAGGAAGAGGAGGGAAGGUGAUGAUGAGAUCACUGGAGUCACAGGGGCGUCCAUAACAAAGUUCAGUUAUACCACCGUUAGCACGGUAGGACCGUGUUAGCAUUAGCAUUGCAGGCAUCUCCAGUUUGAUCCAUGAGCUGUGUGCUUGUGACAUGUACUGAGUUCAGAUCACCAGAUGUGUUCUUCUUUUUCAUGGUGUCAACAUUCUUUGUUCAAUGUGUCAGUGUUCAUUUUUAUUUGGAAAAGAAUACCUCAUUUGUCUGUUCUCUCUGCCCAAAGUUGGUGUGUUAGUGGUAAACUGUCUGGCUGUGUCUUCAAUUUAAAGCAUUGUGAUACAAUCAAAAGGUGUGGUGCACAGGACGCGCAAAGAUGUAGCUAUAUUUUUUAUUGUGUAAGACUUUUCAGAGGAUGAUCUUAUCAUGCAUGGGAAGUGGUCAUAGAGAAAUACCAUAGAAAUAUUCUUGUAUCUUUGAUGUUAUAGAACCAAAUAUUGCAUGUUGCAUGAUCAAACACAAGACUAAUCUUGUAGAUAGCAGCUUUCCGGCUACAAAAUGGUACAUUUUCUUGUCUAUUUUGAGUGUUGUGAUGUAUCAUCUGUAUUUUGUUCUCUGUUUGUUCUAUGAUGGUAUCUUUGUCUUAAUGAGCUUUGCUUAAAUGACACAACUGAGAGUCCUUCUUUUGUAUAUUCUGAUAAUAACAUCAGAUGGUUUUGUAGGAGACAAUGUUUAAUUUGUGCUCCUUCUUUUCUGAUGCACAUCUCCUACAAGUUAUCCUACAUGAAGAUGUAUCAGGUGGGCAAGGCAAUUCAGUCAUCAACGGAAUCAACGGUCUCUUGGAAAUCUUCACCCCAGUUGAAGUGAUGCCAUGGUCAAUACUGCCAAGCUGCAUGACAGGUUGGAAUUUUAAUGCCCUGGCACUGGAGAUAAUGAUUUACAUGGAAAAUAAUAAACUGCGGAGGGAAGUUUGAUGUGAUUGCCUUGGAGGCACUAAUGUUCUAAUAGACAUAGUCUAUCUCAAAUUGCAAUUGCUCUAAUCGAUUUCUUCCUUAUUGCUGAAGCUGAUGAGACACCUGGGAUAUUCGGCUUCUCGCCUUGCCCCAGCAAACCCUCUCUGAAUAUAUGAAAGGAUAGCUAAGCUCUUGUUUGUGCUGAAAUUAAUCUAUUCAGCGGUUCAUGCUAAACAUGAAAGCUGGAUCAUCCACAAAAGGAUGGAGCGCAUAUGAGAUGUUUGUGUGCUUAUACUUGCUUCAUCUUGUUAUCCACUGGAUUAUUGAAAUGCCUGAAUGCCCAUAUUUUUCACUGUAAAAUUGUUGUAUUGGCAGCAGGGUUAUUACAGUUAACUACAACCUAAAACAGAAAUGAAAAAUAAAACCCUUAAACACAGUUUUGUCACUUAAAAAAAUUAUGCUAACUGAAAUAAACAUUUUAAUUUCAAGGCAACAUUUCUCAUUUUAAUUUUGUUUAACCUGAUGUACUAAAAUGACUAAAACUGGAAUAAAAACCAUACAGACAUAAUAAAAAACCUCUUCCAAAAACUACAAAAACACACCAAAAAUUACCAAAACUUUACAACAAAAAUGAAAACAGAAUAAUAUAAAAUAUAUUCAAAAUAUCACUGUAAUAAUAAUGCAGUUGAUGGCAGUUGUCAAAAAUGUAUUUAUUUAAUCAAUGUUGAAAAAUAUUCUUAUAAUUCAAACUAUACAUUUAUGAUUGAUGAUAAAAUGUAUCAAUUAGAAACCACACAUUAGAAAAAAGUCAUUUGUUAUGCUAAGAAUAAUUUAUUUCUGAGUAAAAAAAAAAAAAGUAGCCUGUAUAGGUAUAUGCCCAGCUGGCAAACAAGAGGUCCAAAACAGUGUAUUUUUGCAGGCCUAUUGAAAUGGUUGUUGUUUUUCAAAUGGUUUUGCGAAUGAAAUGAUACACUUUACUCUUUACACUUUACUAGAAUUAUGUAGAAGAAGAGAGCUGUAUGGUGGCCAAACGCCCCUUUUAUUUGAAUUAUCUGGAUUCAUCAGCAUUAGAUUGCAGGUCAGAACCAAUUUACUUAUAUGUGUACCUUUAUCUGCCUACAUAAAAAUGAAAAAAGCAUAAAAUUAUUAAUGAAAGAUGCAAUCUCUCUCUCUAUGUUUCGCCUUUCUUCCCACCUCCUCCAUGCCUUUGGGGGUCAGCACCAGAAUUCAUAGCUUCAUAAUUUGUUUAUGUGCCCCCCGGGAUAUACAGUGAACAAAUACUCCAGUACUCCCGCCCUUCUUACCUCUUUUCUUUCUGUCUGCUUCUCUCUCUUGAUUAUUACUCCCUUCUUGCAAUUUUUUCAUUUCAUCGGUCAGUUUUCCCUCUCUCCAUUUACUCUAAAGGACCACCUGGGUAUGUGGCAGACCUAUUUCAAACUAGAGUCUUGGGGAUAAACAGGAAGUGUUAUUUCUCACUCAGACACACAACCUGUUUGCUAAGUAGCUGCUGUUAUUGCUCUUGGUGUCAGUGAUAUCUGCCAAAAGUGACACAGAAAGUUGAGCUGGUUCUUCUUGCAGGUUUGUUUUGCUUGGGUACAUGAUAUAUAACAUAAGUCUGACCAUUAAUCUCAAAUCGCUACAACAGAGAAUAUGGAACCUGUUUCCAAGACAACCAUUCAUACAUUCAAAGAGGGUUUGAUUCGGACUGAACGCAACAAAGUAACAAAUAGAAAUUGAUUGAAAUGAAAGCUACCUGAAUAAAUAAAUAACAGAAAAGCAAAGAAUGACAUAGAAAUAGCCUUAGAUAAUCAUGCAAAUAACAAAGAACUACAUUCAGAGAUUCAUCUGUUAUCAAGCUGGAUGUAUAUAGUGCAGUGUAACGAAAGUGCCACUUUUAAUGUUUGGCUGGUAGGUUAAGACGUGUCACACCUUCUGACCUUGUUCAGAUAAAGAUUGCUUAUAUUUUCUAACAUGCUUCUGCUGUCUUCUGUGGCAGGUGUAAACGAGCACUAACAGACUGAUAAUUAUGCAGUGUGUCAAAGUUUGUCUGCUCUAGAUUGUUCUCUAUGAGGAAUUAUCCUCGGCUAGUUCCCUUCUGAAAUAUAGAUACAGAAAUGUGUUGUGUAUUCUUUGGGAGUGCUUUGUGAUUUGUAUAAUUUAAGCAAAACAUUGUGAGAUAUUGAAUUAAAUAUAUGUACUGUCCUUGAAUUUUAUGUUUGAACAUCUGGUCCCACUUUAUAUUAGGUGGCCUUAACUACUAUGCACUUACAUUUAAAUUAAUCAUUUGAUACAAUGCAAUUAUUGUGUACAUACAUGUUUUUACAUUGUACUUAUAUUUUUAAAAAUACCUAUGUGUAAUUACAUCUGUAAUUAAUUUCUGUAAUUAAAUUGAUAAUUACACUGUUACCUUACACCUUAACCCACCGUUAAACCUACCCAUACCACCAAAUCUGUCCCUAGCCUUACCCGUAUUCCACCUCAAUAGCAGCAAACGUGUUUUGCAAUACAGUAUGAACACAAUAAGUACAUUGUACUUAUUUUUUGAUGUAAGUACAUAGUAGUUAAGGCCACCUAAUAUAAAGUGUGACCCAACAUCUUUGUAAAUACAAUGGUUCUUCUAUCUGUACUGAUAUUAUAUGAUACAUCUCUAAAUAUAAAUAUCAAAUAAUUUAAAAAGCACACUAUGAGAUAAAAAAAAAAUGAAUGAGUACUUUUUUGUAAUAGAUACGUUUCCAAAUAAAUCACAAACAAAUCCAAAUAAAACAUACCAAAACAACAACAACAAAACAAUAUAUAUCCAAUAUAAAAGAGCAAAUGGUACUGGUUUUCUGCAGUAGAGAGGAUUGUGGGAAUUUAAGUUCUUUCCAUUUAAAACACAAUUAAAUGAUAAGGAAACAGGUUGUUAAAAUGCAGUGUAUUGGCUAAAACAUCACAAUACACCUUGGCCACCAUAGCCUUAAAUGAGGGAGAGAAAAUAUAAUACUGCGUGUGUGUGUGUGUGUGUGUGUGUGCGUGUGUGUUUGCAUGAGUAAGCACUUGUGCAUAACCAUUGAUUGUAUUGUUAGGCCAUUUUUGUAGCAAAUUGUCCUUUCCAGUGGCCAUUAUCUAAAUAUAAAUGUGGUUUAUACAUUUAUCAGUACUCAGUUAUGUUCAGUGCUACUUUGUACUUUGUAAAAGUUAUGUGAUACUGUCUUUCAGGUAUUUUUCCCCCCCAUGUCUGAAAUGUUCCAUGUUUUUUGUUGAUUUAUGUUGCUGUUUUUCCCAUUACUUACAUCUUUGAGAAUGACAAAUAGCAUCAGCAGAUGUAAGAUUGCAUUUAUUUUUUAAUUAUUAUUAUUUGUGAUUAGCUCUGAAGCAAACUAUAAUAUAUAGGGUUGUUUCUCAAAGGUUAAUACUUUGAAGUAAUAUUUUCUCACAGUGUUUCACUCAUUCAUCUCCAGCUAGUUGCUGUUGUGAUGAAUGGAUUUCAAAGGGCAAAUUUCUUGGCAGAGUUUUAAGUGGACGUACAUGCUUUGUGCAUUGAAUGAAAAUUCAGUGUUCUGAAUUGUUUGGACUACAUGAGGUUUGAACAGAAAACAAUUAAGUCAGUGUGCAGUGUAUAUUUAAUGACAAAGCCCAUUUUAGAUUAGCUGUUGCUCAGUGAUGUGAAGCUAAUUUUUUGUUGUAUAAAGACUAAUUAAAAGAAGAAUCUUUUAAGAUAAUAUGAAAACCAUAUUAAGUAGUUUGGCAUUAUCUUUCUUUUAUUAUUUAUUUAUUUUUAGAAAAAACAAAACAAAACACUGCUUAUUAACAUUUGAAAACAAUGGAAAAACUUUAGCUCAGUAAGUCUUUCAAAAUAUCAUAGUUUGACCUUUUAUAAAAAAAAAAAAAAAAAACAA